Myripristis murdjan (pinecone soldierfish) is the source of this 3580-nucleotide messenger RNA. RefSeq names its product tetratricopeptide repeat domain 39C (gene ttc39c). NCBI's taxonomy places the organism in Eukaryota, Metazoa, Chordata, Actinopteri, Holocentriformes, Holocentridae. The coding region runs from base 1 to 1737 and encodes 578 amino acids. Gene Ontology annotation, molecular function: protein binding. The record is from RefSeq and is a predicted model, not a curated record. The transcript is spliced from 14 exons. Gene Ontology annotation, biological process: cilium assembly; otolith morphogenesis.
AUGGCGGGCCCCGAGCAGUCCCAGCAGCAGAAGCAGGUAGAGGAGAAGGCAGAGCACAUAGAUGAUGCUGAGCUGGCUCUCCAAGGCAUUAACAUGCUGCUCAACAACGGAUUCAAGGAAAGCGACGAGCUCUUCAGGAGAUACAGGACUCACAGCCCACUGAUGAGCUUUGGGGCCAGUUUUGUCAGUUUCCUGAACGCCAUGAUGACAUUUGAGGAGGAGAAGAUGCAGAUGGCCUGUGACGACCUGCGGACCACUGAGAAGCUGUGUGAAAGUGACAGCGCCGGCGUCAUAGAGACAAUCAGAAACAAGAUCAAGAAGAGCAUGGACUCCCAGAGGUCAGGGGUUGUGGUUGUCGACCGUCUGCAGAGACAGAUUAUUGUUGCUGACUGUCAGGUCUACCUCGCUGUGCUCUCCUUUGUCAAGCAGGAACUCUCAGCAUACAUCAAAGGAGGCUGGAUCCUUCGUAAGGCCUGGAAAAUGUACAACAAGUGCCACAGUGACAUCAGCCAGCUGCAGGAGGCCUGUCAGAGGAGGUCCUCCGUCCACCAGGAGUCGCUCUCUGCUGACAACGCCAACCACAAUUCACCGGUGGAGAACGGGGUGACAGCUGAGGCCCUGGACCGGCUCAAGGGUUCUGUCAGCUUCGGUUAUGGCCUCUUCCACCUCUGCAUCUCCAUGGUGCCGCCGCACCUGCUCAAGAUUAUCAACCUGCUCGGUUUCCCUGGUGACCGCCUCCAGGGCCUGUCCUCCCUGAUGUAUGCAAGUGAGAGUAAGGACAUGAAGGCGCCGCUAGCUACGUUGGCCCUCCUGUGGUACCACACAGUAGUGCUGCCUUUCUUCGCUUUGGAUGGCUCAGACACACACGCAGGUCUGCUGGAAGCCAAAGCCAUCCUGCAGAGGAAGUCGGUGGUUUACCCCAACUCCUCCCUCUUCAUGUUCUUUAAAGGACGCGUUCAGAGGCUAGAGUGCCAUAUCAACAGUGCUUUGGCCUCUUUCCAUGAUGCAUUAGAGCUUGCAUCAGACCAAAGAGAGAUCCAGCAUGUAUGUCUCUAUGAGAUUGGUUGGUGUAGUAUGAUAGAGAUGAACUUUGGAGAUGCAUACAGGUCAUUUGAGAGGCUGAAGAAUGAGUCGCGUUGGUCGCAGUGCUACUAUGCCUACUUGACUGGAGUGUGUCAGGGCGCUUCGGGCGACCUGGACGGAGCAAGCGGUGUGUUCAAAGAUGUACAGAAACUGUUCAAACGAAAGAACAACCAGAUAGAGCAGUUUGCCCUUAAAAGGGCCGAAAGACUGAGAAAGAUCUCACCCACCAGAGAGCUAUGCAUCCUUGGUGUAAUUGAAGUGCUGUACCUGUGGAAGGCACUUCCAAACUGCUCGUCCUCCAAGCUGCAGAUGAUGAAUCAGGUGUUACAGUGUUUAGAUGAUGCUUCAUGUCGAGGCCUGAAACAUCUCCUUCUUGGUGCCAUUCACAAAUGUCAUGGAAAUAUGAAAGAUGCUAUUCAGUCAUUUCAGCUCGCUGCUAGAGACGAGUAUGGACGACAGAUCAACUCGUACGUGCAGCCCUACUCCUUCUAUGAGCUUGGAUGUAUACUGCUUGCAAAACCAGAGACCGUGGGAAAGGGGAGAUCAUUGCUUCUUCAAGCAAAGGAGGAUUUUACAGGCUACGACUUUGAGAACAGGCUCCACGUGCGCAUCCAUUCGGCCCUGGCCUCAUUGAAGGAGGUCGUGCCUCAGUGACUCCAGGACGGGAAGUUGCAAUGACUGAAGCGAUGCUCUUACUGAAAGCAUGGCUUUUUACAGUAUGGUGAAAGCCAUUCAAAACCACUGUAUGACAUUCUAGUGGACAGGCUGCUUUAUUUUUUCAUUUUAAGUGUUUUACACAUCUAAAUAUAAUAGCUAACAAUGUCAUAGCCAGUUCUUCUCAUUAACUUGUGUAUUUAGAGGACUUUAGUUGUGUCUCCCCCUCCCUUUGGUGAGCCAUUCAGCACAUAACAGCCUUUUGAUGAAAUAAUCUCAUUUAACUGUCAUUUAACUGUUUUUUUAACACUCUUUCAAAACAUGCAGAGGACAUUUAAGCAUGUUAUUUCAAUAUCAAAAUAGAAUUAAUUGCAAGUUAUUUGUCAUACAGUAGUUCAGUAUUGCACAACAAGGUAAGGGAAAUAUUUGUCAAAUUUGAUAUUUGAUUCUGCUUCAUGUUUGUUCUGAAAAGUAUUCAAUGGGCUGAUCAAUAUUUUAUGCAGAGAUUUUUCUUAGAAAUAACCGAAUCAACUACUUGAAAUUCUCAACUACACUGUCCUAUCAAAUUGCCAGUGGUUUAACGUGACUUUGUUAUAAUGUAAUUUAAACAAGGUGUGGUGCAUAUUUACACUUGGAUAAAAAAAAAAAAAUAAAAAUCACUUUGAACUACUAGGUUAUUAUUCAGUUAGUUAACUUCCCCUAUAUUGUUUAAUAACAGUACAAAAUGUUAAUCCGAUUUUAACCGGUCACCUAAACACACACUUACCUUCUGUCGUGAAUAGUAUUACUCACCUUCAAGUAGUUUGUCAUUUUACAUGUAAAAUACUUGUGACAUCACCACACUUAACGAUGCCCUACUGAUGCUAUGAACAUGCAUUUUCUAUUGAAAACAGCGGGCAUUGAUCUGUGCACUAUGCAUGGUAUGGCAGGGUAAAAGUGGCUCUAAGACUGUACUGUAAAUCAGACGUACCCGUGUAUCCAUCCCCUCACAUGCACUCAGUAUUGACCUACAUAUAGUACUGUAACAAUAUCAAAAGGUGCUGCUAACUGUCAGCAUGAUCAACAAAUUACUGCAAAUGUAUUUUGAUAGUAUUUUAGUGAUACAGGCUUUUGUAUCAGUCCAUACUGGUUAUUUAUCACAUAACAGAGGUUAUACUUAAUGUUGCAGUUGUCAUUUAUGCUAUUAAAGAAUAUAACUUAAUGAAAGACACAGUUCUUGUGACGGCCAGCAUGACAGGCAGUGCUGUUAGUAAUCGAGCUGGAUUAAAAGCGUGCUCUUCAAUUGGACAUAGAGACAAUACUUCUAUAUGGACAAUAAUUCUGUUCUAUCAAUUAAACUGAGGUUUUACCGGCCUCAUAAAUUUAAUAUGUGUAAAAUUCUUGCCUUUUACUGAUAAGUGCUCGGAGGUAUGGUCACCCAAGCAAUAAUAAGUAAGUAAGGAGGGCAUCUUAUUUUGUCAAGGUUUUUGAAGAUGAUGAUCACAAUGUGUUUCUUCGUCCCAUGUCCGAGGUCGUGUAUGGAAAGAUUUGUUUUGAUCACACUUAGUUGAUUAGACACAACCAGUCAUCCCCUGUGAUUGUGAUGGAUGUAAACUGUGGUAAAUGUCGAGGCAGAGUAAGUGGUCAGUACAGUACAAGUGAUGUGACGUUGAAAAACCGGUUAACAUGUCACUUUUCUGCUGUACCCCCAAAAAACUGAGCUACUUUUGUCAUUGAAAGACUGUGUUUUGUCCAUUUUGUCAUGAGGUUUGGAACCUUGUUGAAAUCGGGGUUACGUGUAACAGGAUGAUCGCUUUUCCCAUGUGAACUCUACAAUAAACUGUUGUCCAUAAAUCUUGCAAAA